Messenger RNA from Xiphophorus hellerii (green swordtail), 1338 nucleotides. It is a transcript of the gene hoxa9b, whose product is annotated as homeobox A9b. Lineage: Eukaryota; Metazoa; Chordata; Actinopteri; Cyprinodontiformes; Poeciliidae. Gene Ontology annotation, cellular component: nucleus. The record is from RefSeq and is a predicted model, not a curated record. Gene Ontology annotation, molecular function: DNA-binding transcription factor activity, RNA polymerase II-specific; RNA polymerase II cis-regulatory region sequence-specific DNA binding. The transcript is spliced from 2 exons. The coding region runs from base 134 to 853 and encodes 239 amino acids. Gene Ontology annotation, biological process: embryonic skeletal system morphogenesis; regulation of transcription by RNA polymerase II; proximal/distal pattern formation.
UGGCGCACCAACACGACACCUUGCAAUGGAAUGAAUCCUUUCUCUCGUCAUUGCAGGAUUGUAAAACCAAGGGGUUUUUUUCACACCCGUUUUUAUUUGGUACCUUGCAUAUUUUUUCCUUUACUCCGGUGCAAUGGGGACGAGCUACUACGUUGACACGCGCAUUCUUUCGGAGCAAGAAGAAAUGGCACCGAUGAGGUACUCAACCUCUGCAGGAAUGGAGCAGGCGGCGCACACAGAAUAUGGCGGACAGGAGCCGAAAUCCUCUAUUUUCAGUGGAUCCUGGAGUACCAUCGCGGCGCAUCCUCCCAACGCAUAUGUACAUCAUCAAUACAGCGGGGAAGCCGAUGGCAUGUUUGCGCGUUCCUGGGCGUUGGACCCGGUCUCUGCGUCGCUGUGUUUGACGGGAAUCCCGUCUGCAGCCGCGCAUUACGAGACAAAGCCCGAGCCGCUGCUCGGUGGUGCCGAAUGCACGACUCUGGAGACGCACGCACCGCUUUUGUCUGACAUUGAAAACGGAGCUUCCCUCACGGGGGUUCCCUGCGAUACAUCCCCCACAUCUUCAGCCAGCGACGACAAGCUGACGGCAGAGAAAAGGGAGGCGGUUGAUGCAAACAACCCGUCGUCCAACUGGCUGCACGCAAAGCCGACCAGGAAAAAGCGCUGCCCCUACACCAAGCACCAAAUCCUCGAACUGGAGAAAGAGUUUCUCUUCAACAUGUACCUCCCCCGGGAGCGCAGGUACGAAGUGGCAAGGCUCCUGAAUCUGACAGAGAGGCAGGUGAAAAUCUGGUUCCAGAACCGCAGAAUGAAGAUGAAGAAGGAAACCAGAGACAGAAGGAAAGACAGCUAGUGCCCAUUUGCGUUUAAACCUGGUGGAGGGGGAUGGAAGAGGGGCGGAGAGGGGAACUUAUAAUUCCUGGUACGUGUUGUUGUAAAUUAGUGUUGUUAAAACAACGCUGCGUGUCCAUUCUCCCUCUCUCCCCACACUGAUUUUCCGUGAUUGUGUCUCGUGGUGGAUUUAGUAUUUUUGCGCACACAGUGUGUUGACUCUGUAGGCCGUCUAUGAUUUGCAUGAACCUUUACUUGACUACCUAGCCUAUCGAUAUCCCUCAGCUACCUAUCUGCAUUGAUUAACUUAUUUUUUUAUUUUAUUUUUAUUGUUAUUAUUGCGGCCUUUUGUGUUUAAAUGUUUGGAUGCAUUUGUGAAAACCCUGCGCACACUUGAAAUACCUCACAUGUACUGAUUUUAUUUAAAAUAAAGUGUAGUUUGUAUCAUACAUUUGGACGUGUUAUGUCACAGUGAGUCGGCCAAAAAUAAAACACAAAUUCAAAAGA